Molecule: messenger RNA, 1616 nt
Organism: Crotalus tigris (Tiger rattlesnake)
Lineage: Eukaryota; Metazoa; Chordata; Lepidosauria; Squamata; Viperidae
Product: E3 ubiquitin-protein ligase parkin-like
Exons: 6
Coding region: 1-618 (205 amino acids)
Biological process (GO): autophagy of mitochondrion; ubiquitin-dependent protein catabolic process; regulation of mitochondrion organization
Cellular component (GO): endoplasmic reticulum; ubiquitin ligase complex; Golgi apparatus
Molecular function (GO): ubiquitin conjugating enzyme binding; ubiquitin protein ligase activity; zinc ion binding
Source: RefSeq, a predicted model, not a curated record
AUGGCCCUGGCCCUUGGGAACAUCUUGCCCUCUGAGUAUAUCAUUCUGAGCAAGUCAGAAUCAGUUCUCAUCUGCACUUUUUUUAUUACAGCAGGCUGUCCAGACUCCUUGAUUAAAGAGCUGCAUCACUUCAGAAUUCUUGGAGAGGAGCAGUACAAUCGCUAUCAAUCCUAUGGCGCAGAAGAAUACGUUCUGCAGAUGGGUGGUGUUUUGUGUCCCACUCCAGGAUGUGGAGCUGGCCUGCUUCCUGAAUCAGAAAUGAGGAAAAUAGUGUGUGAGCCAAGAAAUGGACUGGGUUGUGGGUUUGUGUUCUGCCGUGAAUGUAAAGAAGAAUACCAUGAAGGUGAAUGCCAUAGCUUCUCCAAAUGUCCAGGAGCCACAGCUCAAAUGGGAUUUGAAAUUGAUGAGCAUGCAGCUGUGCAAGCUCGAUGGGAAGGUGCAUCCAAAGAAACAAUAAAAAGAACAACAAAGCCGUGCCCUAAAUGCCAUGUUCCAGUAGAAAAAGAUGGUGGAUGUAUGCAUAUGAAAUGUCCUCAAUCUCAGUGUAAAUUUGAAUGGUGUUGGAAGUGUAGCCUUGAAUGGAACAGAACUUGCAUGGGAGAUCAUUGGUUUGACUGAUCCUUAAGUAAUCCUAUAAACAACCAAGAAAUGAUAUGAUAAUAUGCUGGUGAAACCAAAUAUUGGGGCACAACUACAGUUGUUUCAAACAAUAUCAGAUUCUAAAGAUCUUGCUCAAGGUAUGAAUUUCUCAUGAGAAUUAGUUGUGGGCGCCACACAUCAGUAUGUAUAUUCAGAUGGUCACACCUAUAUCCAACAUAGCAUUUUAAAAAAAGUAAUCAGAAGAAUCAGGCUAUCAUUUGUUAGCUAUCAAGACAACUCUGUAAUGGUGCCUCCUCCCUUGAAAAUUAGGACGUGUCCUCUGCCUGUUUCUCUUUGUAAUUAAGUUAACCUUUGAUUUGAACAUUUAUUAUCUAUUAUUGGCAAAAUAAAGAUCUAUACAAAACUGGGCCUCUCAAAAUUGUUCAAACUAUUAUGGUUUAUAUUUAUCAGCAAUUCAGUUUGUGGCUUUGUGUUUGAAGCUUUAGAAUUGUUAAAUUUUAAAUUACAUAAGAAUAAUCAAAAGUGCAGUUUCAGCUAAACAAUAUAUUACACAACUUGCCUUCUAAAAUCUGAACUUUUAUAGUACAAUAUUCUAUAGUGACUCAUUUUUUUACUGGACUGAUUUCCAGGCCUAAGUCACAAAUAAAAGUAUAGAUGUUGGUUUUCUUCUUUUGACCCAGUUUUGACCCAGUUAACAUGAUUUCCCCUUUUGGUUUGUACAUUCCUAGCAGAUGCUAGAAGAGGUUGGCUAAUGUAUACAUUGGAGACUUAUGCAAAUCUUUUCUAAGUCAACAUCAAUUUGAGUUCUGUGAUAUUUUUGUCUGACCCAAUAGAAAUAUUUACAGUUCUACUAGUUACUCAAAAUGGUUAUAAAACAGAUUGAUUUUGAUUGAUUUUUUUAUUGAUUUGAUUUUUAGCAUUAUAUUUUUACAAGUCUUUGGUUGACGCUAUGCCAUUAUUAUAAAAGAUCUUGCUAUAAGUUUCAUCCACAAUAAAAGUUCUGGUGUUUUCAUGUU